Molecule: messenger RNA, 1221 nt
Organism: Ilyonectria robusta
Lineage: Eukaryota; Fungi; Ascomycota; Sordariomycetes; Hypocreales; Nectriaceae
Exons: 3
Coding region: 1-1221 (406 amino acids)
Source: RefSeq, a predicted model, not a curated record
AUGUCGCCCGACCACGGAUCGUCGCGUUCGCGACGAGGAGUUUGGAGCCACUGGGUUCCGCUUGCUGUUACCCUCACGGUUGCGACCGUGGGUGUCGCAGCUUGGGUAUGGAGCCAGCGAAAGGACGAAGAUGAGGAAGCCGAACAUGUGUCAGGUCUCGACUACGCGAACGUGGAUUAUGGCGCGGAUAAUCGAGCUCAAGGCUCCAGAGAUAUUGGGCCCGAGAAGCCUCCGCGACCAGAUGGACAAAGCCAAGGGAUAGCGCCUGGAGAAGAAGAGGUUGCUGGAUCCGGAUGGGGCUUCCGAGGUGCACUGCGACGAACUCCCAGUCCGCAGCAGUUCUUCGAUUCGACUGGCAAGACGGUCGCGGCAGGUGUCGCAGCAGCCAGCGCAGCCAUGGGCAAAGCUCUGGCCUCAAUUCGCGAGGAGGAUAAGAGUCCCUACAGUGGCGAGAGUAACCCUUGGUCCGAAGAGGCCGACGCGAAAGAGGAGCAGGAGCGCCAACCGCCCGCGCCAGCAUCCCCAUCUGCCAUCAGCGGUGGCAAGAAGCGCAAGACUGUUGCCAUUGUUGUCUCUGCCGAUGCGCAAUCGUCUUUUGAAGAUGAAGAUGGAUUCCACGAGCACGCGUCUAUCCUGUCGCACAUUCCCCGUCACAAUGAUUUCUCCCAUAUCAAGUUGUUUGUUUUGAUUUACGCUCCAGCCCUGAAGGAUACGACAACGGAUACUGCUACGAGUAACCUUCCGCCUCCUUCGCUGAGCUCUUCAUUUUCUAACAUUGGUCACGAUCAAGUUACACCUGGCGAGGAGUCCAAGAACCCACUCGCAUCGUCGAGCCCCUUGUUCAACUCCGUGUACUCUGAGGCCUUGGGCCUUGUGGAGAAGGAAACUAUGGUUCUUCCCUUCACUACUCCCAACGGCCAUGUGCAUAUCCUUCGACAUCUCCAGCCCGAGGUGAUCUACCUUCAGGAAUCGCUGUCUGGCGAGGAAGGUAGCAUCAUCACGAACCUCCAGACCUGGCUUCGCCAUGACGUCAUCCUCGUUGUUGGAGCUGACGGCGGUUCCGGAGGUCUCGCGGAUAGUGAGUCGGAAGCCGAGAGGGCAACGAAGACUGAAUUAUGGUGGCAGCGAACAGAACGAGUUGGCCGAGGCCGAGGGAUUGUUGUUGUGGACGGAAUGCGCGUCAAUGACGACUGGACGCGCCGGGUCCAGGGCCAGGAGUGA